This is a messenger RNA of Mytilus californianus (California mussel), 815 nucleotides long. RefSeq lists its product as uncharacterized. Bases 51 to 803 code for a protein of 250 amino acids. The record is from RefSeq and is a predicted model, not a curated record. Lineage: Eukaryota; Metazoa; Mollusca; Bivalvia; Mytilida; Mytilidae. The transcript has 7 exons.
CAGCGAUAAACAUAGAUGCUACGUCCAAAGAUAUUAAGAUAUUUUAGGUAAUGAUGAUUAAAUGCCAGAUGUGGAAGAUAAAAAUCGGUUGGAUACUCGUUGUUUUCCAAAUCUAUAUGCUAUCUGUUAAAACAUACAACUUGAAAUGUCCUUUGCAAGCCAACUGGAAACUUCGAGCACAAGUAAAGUGUAACAGCACGUUGAAAUACUUUUGCUUGUACAACAAUGUGGCAGAGAAAUAUGUUGAAGGAUGUAAUGGCCCAGACUGGGAUAGAAAAGGAAGUAAGCGAAUAUAUGCCGGAGAUUUUAGCAGAGGUGAAUGUAUACGGAAGCGUUUCCAGCCAUUUAUAUUUUGGACCAAUGGUAGUGUAAGUGAUUGUAUCUAUGCUAAAUCAAUCUGCAGUGCAGAAGGACAAGUUGUUUACAACGACAAUUCAACAAAAGAUGACAGAGCAUGCCGAUGUGAUUACGAAAAGAACUAUAUAUUUAUAAAAACUCCAAGAAAUUUCUGUUUUUGUAUACCAACAGAAGAAGACUGUUCCUGUUACAUCAAAUCAUGUCCUAUAAACUAUACCCUUUCAGCAGAUUAUAAAUGCACCAUAACUGAUUUCCAGGAAGUAACACAGUGUAAACAUAUAACCAGCUAUAACAUAACCUUAGAUGAAAAAACAGGAGACAGCAACGGAAAUAUCCAUCUGAUUAACAGUCAAACAUCAUUCCUGGUUAACUGGAGUGACAGAGCUGCAGCUCCCAUAUUUUGCCUGAUCAUCAUGUAUAUAGUUGGUGAGACAUUUGUAGCUUAGUAACAUUUUGUA